CUAGCCCAGAGCGGCCCGCCCACUCACUUCCGAUUUCCGGCCAAUGGGAGCGCGUGCCGGCCGGCCAGUCAGCGCUCGUUCUUUCGGCGUCGCGCGCUGCCUGGGAGACUAGAGGGCUAGCCAGGCGCGGAGGGUGCGGCUGACCAGAUGCUGUUUGAUCUCAUGUGAGCUGUUGGCCCAAGAUGGAAAACUUUAUCCUGUAUGAGGAGAUCGGCAGAGGAAGCAAGACUGUUGUCUAUAAAGGGCGACGGAAGGGGACGAUCAACUUCGUGGCCAUUCUUUGUACCGAGAAAUGCAAGAGGCCUGAGAUUACCAACUGGGUCCGCCUCACCCAUGAAAUUAAACACAAGAAUAUUGUAACUUUCCAUGAGUGGUACGAGACCAGCAACCACCUCUGGCUGGUCGUGGAACUCUGCACAGGCGGUUCUCUAGAGACAGUGAUUGCCCAAGAUGAAAACCUCCCAGAAGAUGUGGUGAGAGAGUUUGGAGUCGACCUGACCGCCGGCUUGCGCCAUCUUCACAAGCUCGGUGUUCUCUUUUGUGACGUUUCUCCUGGGAAGAUUCUCUUGGAAGGGCCCGGGACAUUGAAGUUCAGCAAUUUUUGCUUGGCGAAGGUGGAAGGUGAGAAUUUGGAAGAGUUCUUCACUUUGGUGGCAGAAGAGGAAGGAGGUGGUGACAGUGUGGAAAGCGUAUGGAACAUGAAAAAGAGAGUCCAAGGGUCCCCCAUAUACACGGCACCCGAAAUCGUGAGGGGCGCUGACUUCUCUGUUACCACUGACCUCUGGUCGUUGGGCUGUCUGCUCUAUGAAAUGUUUUCAGGAAAACCUCCAUUCUUCUCAGAAAGUAUUUCGGAAUUAGUUGAAAAGAUUUUAUAUGAAGACCCUCUGCCGCCUGUUCCAAAAGAUUCCUCACUUCCUAAAGCCUCUUCAGAUUUUAUUAGUUUGCUUGAUGGCUUACUUCAAAAAGAUCCUCAGAAAAGGUUGACCUGGAGCGGCGUGCUGCAGCACCCAUUCUGGAAGGAAGCUCUUUCGAGGGAAGCCAAGGAGCCCAGCGUGGAGGAUUCCCCUGUCAGCAGCAGAAGCGCGAUGGAAAGUUCUGGGCCCCAGGAUCCCAAGGAGCCCUUGCAGCACCCUCUGAGUAGAUGUGCCGGCCACAUUCUCCAGCUUGAAAAUCCAGCCGAGUUACGGCCCAAGAGCACUGCUGGGGGUCAGCCGAAUGAGUCUCUGUUUCUCCUCAGUUCUCGUCCCACCCCCAGGACCAGCUCUACCAUGGGGUUGAGCCCCGGAGAGGACGCUACUCAGAGUUCACUGCAGAAGGCCUCUCCCUUGGCCAAGAUCACAAGUGCACACCUGAGCCAAGAAGCACUGGAGUCACAGAUGAGAGCUCUUAUCUACACAGACUCAGACCUGCUUGUCACCCCAGUCAUUGACAACCCGAAGAUAAUGAAGCAAGCACCAAUUAAAUUUGAUCCAAAAAUAUUGCAUCUGCCAGCACGUUCAGUCGAUACGCUAUUAUCUCUGAAGGACCAAGACUGGAACGACUUUUUGCAGCAAGUGUGCUCGCAGAUCGACUCCACCGAGAAGAGUGCGGGGGCCUUGCGGGCUAAGCUGAACCUCCUCUGCUAUAUGUGCGUGGUGGCUGCGCACCAGGAGGUCGCCACCAGGCUCCUCCAUUCUCCCCUGUUUCAGCUGCUAAUCCAGCAUUUGCGAAUAGCUCCAAACUGGGAUAUACGGGCCAGAGUGGCGCGGGUGAUCGGUCUGCUGGCCUUGCACACGAGUGAGCUCCAAGAAAACACACCUGUUAUUGAGGCAAUUACUCUCUUAACCGAAUUGAUUAGGGAGAAUUUCAGGAACAGCAAAUUGAAACAGUGCCUUUUACCAGCCCUCGGGGAGCUGAUGUACCUCGUGGCCACCCAGGAAGAGAAGAGCAAGCUUCCCCGACCAUGCUGGGCCAUCCCCCUGGCCACGUACACCGUGCUGCUGAGGUGCCUGCGGGAAGGGGAAGAACGUGUUGUGAAUCAUAUGGCAGCAAAGAUUAUUGAAAACGUGUGCACCACGUCCUCCGCACAGGCCCAGGGCUUCAUCACAGGAGAGAUCGGGCCUGCUCUGUGGCACCUGUUCAGACAUGCCACUGUGGAUUCUCUCCGGAUAACGGCAGUGUCGGCCCUGUGUCGAGUCUCCCGCCAGUGUCCUGCCGCCUUCCAGAGUGUGAUUGAGAAGGUGGGACUACCCUCCGUGACCCACGCCCUGGCUGCUGCAGUCUGCAGGGUCCAGCAGUGCCUGCUGACCCUGUUCUCCACCCUGCUGUCCUGUGGGAUCCACCUCCAGAGGCUGGCCCAAGACAAGGAUUUUGUGUCUACGAUUAUCCGUUUACUCGACAGCCCCUCGGCCUCCAUCCGAGCGAAAGCCUUCCUGGUGCUCUGCUACGUCCUGCUUCACAGCCGUGAGAUGCUGCUGCUCGGCUGCCAAGCACGGCUGGUGAUGUACAUUGAGAGAGACAGCAGAAAGACCACUCCCAGCAGGGAGCAGCAGAGCAGCGGUGAAUACUUGUCCAGAUGCCUGGAGCUGCUUGUGUGCCACAUCGCCCAGGAGCUGCCUCGGAUCCUGGGUGACAUUCUGAACGCCUUGGCCAGCAUCUCCGGCCGGAAGCACCCAUCCACUGUCCAGGGGAAGCAGCUGAAGACAUGCCUGCCGCUGAUGCCCGUCGUGCUUCACCUCCUCACUGCCCAGGUAUUUCGACCGCAAGUUGUAACGGAGGAGUUUCUCUUCAGUUAUGGGACUAUUCUUAGUCACAUCAGGUCAGUAGACUCGGGAGAAAGCAACAUAGAAGGAGCUGUGGGAUCGGCGGCAUCUGAAGAAUUCAUCAGGGUCUCGCUGUCAGCUUUCGAAGCCAUCAUACAGUACCCUGUGCUGCUGGAAGGCCACCGCGAUACGGUCAUCCAGUACAUCCUGCCGCCCUUGGUCUCCCUGGUUCAGAGCCAGAACGUGGAGUGGCGGCUCUUCAGCCUGCGGCUGCUCUCGGAGACCACGUCCCUGCUGGUGGACCUGGCGGCUGAGGAUGGGGAGGAGGAGGCCGUGGCCAGCGGUGAGCACGACCUCCUGGCGCUGGUGCGUGACGUCCUGCUGCCAGGGUACGAGCGCAUCCUCACUGAGCCUGACCCGGUGCCCGCCUAUGCCCUGAAGCUGCUCGUGGCCCUGACGGAGCGCAAGCCGGCCUUCACCAGACUUGUGGAAGAAAGCAAACUGAUGCCACUCAUUUUUGAAGUGAUACUGGGGCAUCGGGAGAGCGUUCUGGGUAACACCGUGCAGAGUGUGGUCGCCUUGCUCAGCAAUCUGGUCACCUGCAAGGACUCGAAUACGAAGCUGCUGUGUGAGCACGGACUCGUGCAUCACGUCUGUAACCUGUUCACUGCGGCCGCCACGCUCUGCUUGGAUGUGGACGACAAGCCCAGCACUGAGGUGGCAGCCACCCUGCUGUUCUCGCUGCUGGACAUUCUGCACGGCAUGCUGACCUACAUGUCUGGUGUCGUGCGGCUGGCCCUGCAGGCGCAGAAGUCCAGUUCGGGAGGAGACACGCAGGCUGCGGAAGACCUGCUGCUGCUGGGCAAGCCCCUGACAGCCCUGGCUGGCCUGCUCAUCCGGCUGGUGAACCCAUGUGUAGCUGUGCAUCAAGGGAAGGAAAGCCAUGAUCAACCUAUUGACAACCCAAAGCAGAGCAGCAUGGAGCAAAGGUCUUGGCAUGAAGGUCUCUUCUUUGAAGAAGCCUCUUAGCCCCUCGACUGACCCCAGCCCAGCGGCAUCCGUAACCUGCUCAGCCCUGAUGCUCCUCAUGAUGUGGAACCCAAGUCCCUUGUCCCUGCCUCCAUCUCUCUAACUGGACCGAGAGGAGCCCAUGUGCUUGCUUCACUUUGCCUGGUACAGAGAAGGGAUCCACAUAGAGCUGGUGCGGGAAAGGACGCCAGGAGCUUGCAAGGGCAGUGUGACGUCUCGCUGUCACUGAGAAUGAGGAGACCGAGCCUGAUCAGCAGAGUACAAAUGUGGCCAGUUCCUCUGACAUCCCACUCGUGUACCUUGGCCGAACCCACCACCUGAAAGGUAGAGGUGAUGGUGAACACAAUCCCCUGCUCUAAGCCCACCCUCCCUCUCUGUGGAGGUUGCCCUCCCCUUGGUGGUGUCUGCUCUGAUGUUCACUGGGGAGCUGUUUCAGAUGUGACCUGUACCCCAUUUUUGAUUGGCAAGAAAGGACACAAGGGGGCGGUUGGCGCUGCCCAAGAACGCCUGUGCUCUGGGAAACUGCUCUGUUCUUAGUACCUGUGCUCUGUACAACCAGCCCCAGGACCCUGGCGCGCUGGAGAGCACAGAAUCGACACCUGCAUCCUUACCUCUCCCCUCAGGAGUCUCGGGCACUGCCAGGCAGGUCUAGGUUUGGGGGCUUUAGGAAGGAAAGGCCCCCGGAGUGCAGGGCUGUUCUCUCCCAUUACUGCUCAUGCCUUCCUCUUGAAGUGGUCGCAGUGGAGCAGCAUGGCUUUUAGUAGCGUUUUGUUAUUGGCGAAGCUGUGUGCUCUGUGCAGAGGGGGAAAACAUUCACUUGGGUGCCUGAAAGUGACUCCUCCAGGAAAGCACCGCCGCCCGAGGUGACACGCACUCCAGCAUCCUCCCUGUCCUCUUUCCAGCCCCUCACAUGUGAUAAUGCUUCAACAUGCACACGUUUCUCUAACAGAACAGGCCUGGGCCCCGGGAAAGGCCUAGGAGAAGGCGGGGCGGGAGCUGGGGAGGUAGCAGGAAGACUGGAACACGGAACUGUGCAUUAGCAGGUUCCUAAGGGUGCACCUCAUUCCUUGUCCCCAGUGCACUUGUCUUAAAAAAAAAAAUAGGAUAACAGUAUCUUGUGUAAUUGAUAGUUGAAUUUUUAGGUGCCUUAGUGAGAAAGUUUGUGUCAAUAGGACUUUUAUGAGGAAAGAUCCUAAUGUUAACCAUUAGCACCAAGUCGGGUCUCAUCAGAGUUUUGGUGCGAGCUUAUACCUCCAGUCUUCAAAGAUGAAACCUGAAUAUGGAAUAUAAAUUGGCGCAUUAAAAUGUAAACUGCCACUUAUGCUGUGUUUAUUACUUUCUCACUGCUGGGACACAAUACCCAACA
Messenger RNA from Fukomys damarensis (Damara mole-rat), 5136 nucleotides. RefSeq names its product unc-51 like kinase 4 (gene Ulk4). The coding region runs from base 183 to 3770 and encodes 1195 amino acids. The transcript has 36 exons. Gene Ontology annotation, molecular function: ATP binding; protein kinase activity. NCBI's taxonomy places the organism in Eukaryota, Metazoa, Chordata, Mammalia, Rodentia, Bathyergidae. The record is from RefSeq and is a predicted model, not a curated record. Gene Ontology annotation, biological process: protein phosphorylation.